Messenger RNA from Stylonychia lemnae, 447 nucleotides. NCBI's taxonomy places the organism in Eukaryota, Ciliophora, Spirotrichea, Sporadotrichida, Oxytrichidae. The record is from the annotation of a GenBank genome assembly.
AUGUCUGCAAUGAACCAAUCAUCAUAAAGUAAACUAAGAAAAUUAAGCUAAAACGAUGAUGAUAACGAUCUCAAGCAUAACUCUAGUCAGAAAAAACUAGAUGAGUCUCACAACAGUCGAGACAACACCUUCAUUACCGGAGACCAUCAUAAUGCGAAGAAGGGGGGAGCUCACAAUGAUGAUGAAACUGAAGAAGAAAGACAAAGGAGAGAGGAAGAAGAGUUUAGAAGAAGAGAAGAGGAGGAGAAGGUGAGAAAGAGAUAGGAAUAAGCUCUCAUGUUUGAAAAGUACCUUGAAGAGAGCGGCCUGUCACUUUCCUUUCAGAUUAUAUUUACUGAGUUGAUAUAAAAGCAGAUCGCUGAGGACUAAGUUUAUGCAUACACUGCAAUGAGACUCAGACAGAUAGGUAAAGAGUUGGAAUAGUUAGAAAAUAAAUAACAUAAAUGA